Molecule: messenger RNA, 240 nt
Organism: Auxenochlorella protothecoides
Lineage: Eukaryota; Viridiplantae; Chlorophyta; Trebouxiophyceae; Chlorellales; Chlorellaceae
Exons: 2
Coding region: 1-240 (79 amino acids)
Biological process (GO): translation
Cellular component (GO): ribosome
Molecular function (GO): structural constituent of ribosome
Source: RefSeq, a predicted model, not a curated record
AUGCCCUGGACACCCACUCAGGAGCUUUUAAAGCGGAAGACGUACACAAAACGCAUGGGACACAUGCUGGAGGUGCUGGAGCGGGAGCGGGUAGCACAGAUUAUGAAGGAGCGCAAGAUUCCAUCCUUUGGGCCCGGUGCCGUCCUGGAGCUCAAGCUGGUGCUGGAGGAGCGGCCGGUGCGGAGGGCCAAGCUGUACUACCUCCGGAAGAGGGUGCCGCGCGAGUAUCGCGUGGCAUGA